AUAUUAUUCAUAAUGACCAGCACUGGAUGGCGACCUUUACCUUUAAUACUUGGUUGUUUCGGCUGUUUAUUCUCUGCCUUAUUAAAUAUUUGGCGGUGGAUAUUAAGACAAAAAUGUUGUCAAAAUAAUUAUUGUUGUUGUUGUUGCUAUUGCCAUAAUAGAAAUACUGGAGGAAAAAAAUCCUUAAUUAAAAUUGAAGAGGGAACAACAAUUAACGAAGAACAACACCAAUCAAUUUCUGUAGAUCAACCACUUUUACUUUUGUGUUCUCCUUUGCCAUUAAUUGAAGAAACUCCUCUUCCAUCACUUGAUAAUGAAAUGCGCAAAAUCCCAUCCCAUACCUUACCUAAUAAAAAAGAAGCUGAAGAAACUCGAAGUUUGGAUAGGCAUUUAUUUAGUGUAAGAUGGAAUAAAAGAGGAACUAGUACAACAAAAAUAAAUUGUAAGAAUAAUAUUAGACCUUCAUUAAAAGCUACUACUACACAAAUUUUGGAGAAAAAGAAGAAUAACCAUUUAAUUUGUGAUAAUUUUAAUGGAGGAGAUGAUUUUGAUUCACCAGCCGUUGCCUUAAUUGAUCCUUGUACAUCCUCAGCUUCUAGUCCAGCUACUGCUGCCGUUCAAAAUUCAAGUUGUUUUCAACAACAACCUUCUGUUCCUCAACGAUUAGCUUGUUUUUUGUCAAAACGACUAAAAAGAACCAAAAGUUUUCCUAAACUUGCAAGUGCUCUAAGUAGAGAUAGACUUACUGCAACAACAACAACACUAAAUAGUAUUGGUAAACAAGGAGAGCAUCAAUUAAAAAUUAGAGCAAGUCUUGGUUCAAAUGCGUUGAGGUGGGUGUGAAUUUUAUAAAACAAAUUUUAGUUGAGAAAUCUGUGAGGAAAUAAAAAUAAAUUUUUUUGGCUUCUAGUUAAGGACUAAAAAUUAAAUUUAAUUAAUGACACAACUACUACCCCUAUUUUUUCCUUAUUUUUUUAUUACAAAAAAAGUCUUCCAUUCUUUACUUUUAAUUUUUAUACACCCAAUUUUGUAUGCUUAUUAAUUAAAUAUAAACGAUUUUUGUUUAUAUUUAGAUAACAUCAUCAUUGACCUUUCAUAUCAUUUUUUAUUUCUUCUAUUUCUUAUUCAAUUAGUACAAUAUAUGUACAUUAAUCUUUUGAUAAAAUUAAAAAAUUAUACGUAAAUAAACAAAAAUAAUUUUUAAAAGAAAAAUUAAUCAGAAUUAUAUUAAAAAUUUUGAUAUGAACUGAUUUUUUUCUCUAGUUUCUUUCGUGGGGGGUUUUUCUAGGGUUUAUCCUCCGUUCACUUCAAUAUUUUUAUUUUUUUCUAGACUUUGUAGGUUGGUCUCGAAUUAUUUCAUUUUUUAUUAAAAAUAAUAUGAUUAGUUAAAUCAAAGAUUUUUUCGUAUUUUUGCAUCGCUCCCCGUUUUCUCUCCUGAAUUUUUUACCUCUCUUUCUAUACAAUUUUUGUGUAUUUAAAAUAUUUAUUUUUCAGCUUACUAUUUUUGUAUCAAUUUUUAGUAUUUUUUUAUAUUUUCCACGUUUAUAAUCCACGUUUUAUUUUUAUUUUACUGUUUUCUUUAACAUUUAUAUU
Messenger RNA from Meloidogyne enterolobii, 1593 nucleotides. Lineage: Eukaryota; Metazoa; Nematoda; Chromadorea; Rhabditida; Meloidogynidae. The record is from the annotation of a GenBank genome assembly.